UUACACUACAUACCAUAACCUUUAGUUAAAAGCGAGAGUACUCAAUGACAUUAGUUUUUGUUUUCCUAAAAAGGUUUUCUUUAAACGAGUAUUUCAGGGAAGUGUCUGUGUUUUAUUGCUGAGCCCAUUUUACGACGAUAGGCGUCAGAAGUUUCUAUCCAUUAGUCAAAUGAUGAAAUCAAGUUUGGCCAAUAACAGCAGUAUAAAUCCUCAAAUGAGUCUCUGGUGCGUACCUCAAAUCCUUUUCAGUUGCGACGCAGACGCGAAUCGCGACGGUUGUUAACGCCACAAGCAUUUUAAAAGACUCUAAAUGUAAGACUGCGCUUCGACCUGGCUUUGCAUUAAGUACAUUUGUGAGUUGUACGUGACCUGUGCUAAAUAAGUGACUGACAAACUUGGCCCACAAAGAGAUUCCGAUAAAAUCUUGUAUAACAUUUAUUCAAGUCAACAAAUCUGGGAAGCAACUGAGCUCAGUUCAGCUCAAACUCCAAACGAGACGGACUCAAAAAUAAUGAAAACAAUUGUUAAUCAAUCGUGGUAAUCGAGUGUGUUGUCGUCGUAUCUGUUUAGUUAAUUCUUCAGUUGCUAAUCAUGUGUCUAAGAGUCUUUAUCCUGUCACUGCUUCUUUGUGUGCUUCAUUCACAAAAUGUCAGAGGUCUUAUAGUGCCUGAGGAAGUGGCUUCUGGACUUUCCUACUCCUAUGGAUUCAUUCCCAAAAUAAAGAAAGGCAUUGAUUCACGCUUUGGUGUUGGUUGGCGCUUUGGCAAACAUGCCGACUUCCAGCUGCAACUGGAGCUGGGACCUCAGUUUGAAACACGUCCACUUGGCGUAUUAACCAAAAAGCGACAAACAAUAAAUAGCAAGAAUCAACUUGAUCGACUGAGAAUGUUCCACCAAUCUGGAAUGGAAAAGUUUCCCGAGAAACCACAAAUGAAACCGAAUGUAGUUAACCAGCUGCAGAAGUUGUACAAAAUGGCAAGUGAAGCAACGGAAGCGACGCCUACAACAACUGAGAUGUUUAUUUAAGCUAAGAAUUAUUCUUAUGAGUAAAGA
This is a messenger RNA of Drosophila sulfurigaster albostrigata, 1053 nucleotides long. RefSeq lists its product as uncharacterized. NCBI's taxonomy places the organism in Eukaryota, Metazoa, Arthropoda, Insecta, Diptera, Drosophilidae. The record is from RefSeq and is a predicted model, not a curated record. Bases 592 to 1026 code for a protein of 144 amino acids. The transcript has 3 exons.